AUGAAAUCAAAAGAGGAGGUAUAUCAGUGCAAAACUGGUAAAGCACUACUAAUCCUAGAGGGCAAGACAAUGCCCUGCGAGAAUGACGAAGACUGUAAUAGAGUGUUGGGCCAGGAACUAGCACAUCAAAGUAAAUGGGAUUAUGAAUGUAUAAAGUCAGGAAAUGCAUUACCAUAUUGCUGCCCAGUUCACAAGUGCGGAGAUGAUUUCACGUACAUGAGGACUGAGCUUGAGUGCUCCGAUCCAGAAGAUUGCAUGAAAGAACAAGAGGAUCAGAGCGAUGCUGAAGCACGUGCCGUGUGCACGCCAUAUGUCGAAAAAAAUGUAGAGAAUGGAAAAAGAUGUUGCCCAGUUAGUAAGUAA
Messenger RNA from Cylicocyclus nassatus, 363 nucleotides. The record is from the annotation of a GenBank genome assembly. Lineage: Eukaryota; Metazoa; Nematoda; Chromadorea; Rhabditida; Strongylidae.